AUGGGAUCAGCACCGCCGCUACCCACGCGGUUUCCGUGCUGGUGUAGAGCCGUAUAUUCUUGGGGAGGAGAAUCGCAACACGACUUAGGAUUUAUUGAGGGAGACUUAAUAGAAUGUCUAAAUGCGGGGGAUGGAUCAUGGUGGACUGGCAGAUUGCGGCGCAACAAGACUGUUGGCGUCUUCCCGUCUAACUUCGUCGAGGUAUUACCUCAAGAUUUCCGACCUAUUACCAGGUCGGUAAGUCCAUUGACAACAAGUAACACGCCGAGCCCUACGAAUGCGCCGCAGAAAUCUAAGUCGCGAGUCUUUCGAAAGCCUUUUGAGGCCUACGCGAAAGCACCUCACUACACAACCGCGAAACAGCCCGAGAUAAUAAAGCAGCCCGAUGUAAUAAGGAAGCUUUCUAACACACCGCCUCGAAAGAAUUCGGCCAGUUCAUUUAGGAAUAGUACGCGCCAGGCUAUUCGAAAUAUCGACCGCGAUCCGUCACCAGCUGAGCUUCGGCGGCACGAAUCGAGAGCCCCAUCGCCUGCGCCUCCCCCUCCUCAGGCUAGUUCAUAUAUGCCCAGAGCCGCAUCUCCUGCCCCCCCUAUACAUUCAUACGGCUCCAGGGGUCCAUCCCCAGUUCCGCCGCAGUCAUACAACUAUCAACGAGAACCCUCCCCUAUCCCCCCCUCGCCGGUGCAACACUAUGGAUCGAGAGGACCAUCGCCGGCGCCGUCAUUUAGUUUUAAGCCGUACCGGCCUGGAGCAGAGCGCGACUCACCUCCGCCCCCUGCUCCACCUCCCCAUCGUCACGUUAUCGCCAGGGGAAAUUCGACCGCGUCAAAUGCGUCUUAUGAUAAUCGACAUCUCCAUGAAGGAUAUCAUACACCGCGGGUCCCUUCCCCGAGUCCUCACUCCCCUGCCGUAGACGGGUUUACCCCUUCGCCAUUACGCGAAGCUAUGGACGGCGUAAUUGAGCAACUAGACGCGUUAGGAAUGUCACGCGAGGCGGAGUCACCUGAGCCGCCGUUAGACCCAUGGUCUCCCGAGUCCUUCGACUUGGUCCAUCAUCGAACAAAGAAGAAAGGGCAGCCGAGACCGCUAACAUCUAUUGGUCUGCCGUUUCAAGAUUCGGGGUACGGAUCGUUUGACGGUGGUUCGCCUCAAGAUAGUACACAUCACAGCAGCAGUUUUCCAGAGCAACCACUUCCGCAGAUAAGCAAUUAUGUUGAAAGAAUGGAGACACGUCUUCGCAAGAUGCAUCAUAAAAGCUCGAGCGCAGGAGUCCUUGAUCAUCGCGAUCAUGAAGAGGAUACAGGUCCCCCACCCCCGCCGCCGCCUAAGAACCCCCUAUAUAGCAGACCUAAGUCUUCGAUAGGUGAUCACUUCUUUGGAGAUCGUAAAUCCAUCCGCAAACAGAAGUCGUUCUAUGACAUCGGACAGCAGUUGGAUAGAACAGGGACGACGAAGACUACUUCGACAGACGCCUCUUCCGGUAAUCGAAGUAUAGUAACAAAUAGCACGAACCGAAGUCUGAUGAGUGGCGUAUCCGCGGGCGGAAUUAGCGCUACGAGUGCUGGUAGUCUGGCUAGGAAGCAAAAGCGAGCACGGAGUGCACUGGGAUUCCGAGACGGCGACGAGGAAGAUUGGGAUUCGAAUCGCCCAACAACACCGUUCACCGGGGUGUCGUAUCACCCAAGUCACUCUACAUCAGCUUUGCGUCCCCAGUCACAAAUUGCCUUCAACGAAGAUGGAAUUGCGCCUAUUGGGGGUCUCGUGCAGCCUGGAAGCGCUAAACCUAAGAAGCAAAAUUUCAUUAAGAGGAUUCUAGAGGCAACAAAAACCGGUGUUGCUAGUGGUCGUAGUAGUAUUGCGAUGAGCCCGGGGUCUGGACAAGUUUCGCCGUCUAAGCGCUCCAUGGGUCUCGGGAUAUCAGCCAUUACAGGAGCUAGUAGCACAAACCUAUUGCGGGACCCAGCUACAGAUAUGGGGCUCAGGAAUGACGGGGACUGGGUCCAAGUACGGAGAGAUGUUAACCGAUCGAAUACGUUGAGUAAGAACGAGCGCAAUGAGCGAAAAGAUCGUUGCUUAAUGUUAGAUUACCCGGCGAUAGAUCCCGUCGAUGAGCUGUAUGAGAGCGUCGAAGGAGAUGAAGGAGCCGAUGGAAUGCCGGUUCACUCACCCAUCAACUAUCAGGCCAUAAAUCUGAGCCAAGUCGAUAAGAACUCUCGCUUCAUCAGUAGUCUACCGACGAUGACGACAGCCAUAUCCCUCGCCACGACUUACGUAUGCAGACCAUACAAAAGUGACGUCCAACGUCUCCGGGCAAUUUUCACUUGGGUUGCGGAGAAUGUGAAUUGGGAGGAAGAUUUUGAAGGAGAUGUAGAUACGCGGCGAGUGAUCCAGACAAGGCGAGCAUGUCCCCAAGAAUAUGCUGUUCUCGUCCACGAGAUGUGUACCGCGAUUGGUAUACACUCUGAAGUCAUCCGUGGCUACCUCAAGACUCCCGGCGAGAUCCCCGAAACGACUAUAAUGCCUCGAUCAAACCAUUGGUGGAAUGCGGUUAUUAUUGAUAACGAAUGGCGCAUGAUGGAUUGUUGUCUUGCAAGUCCUACUAAUUCCCGUCGGGGCUUAUACUCAAGCGCUGGUAAUUCGACUGCCGAUUUUUGGUGGUUCCUCGCCCGUCCUGUCGAGCUUUGUUGGACUCAUAUUCCCGAGCGCCAUAGUCAACAACAUAUUUGCCCACCUGUAGCUCAUGAAACAUUACUCAACCUACCCGGCGUCUGUCCUCCGUUCUUCAAACAGAUGAUCUCUAUGGUGGAUUACAAUACGUCGUUAACUCGUAUCGAAGAUCUCGAGAUGGUACACAUCAAGUUCAACGUGCCCCCUGAUAUCGAAGUGGCAGCCGAAGUCGAAACUAAAGGGUUCACACGAGACGCAGACGGCGACUUCUUCGAAAGCGGCGAAACAGUAAAGAAACGCGCACUUGCGCAAGCCGACUGGUACGGCGGCAUAAAACGGUACACAGUAAAGGCGCUCCUACCAGGUGACGAGGGCAGCGGCAUCUUGAAGGUGUAUGCUGGCAAGCGCGGACUUAUGCAUAGUAUUAAAGACAUCCCGCACCCUCUCGCUUUCGCCUUGCCGAUUAUUCACACAGGCGAUAAUCCGCCUUACGAGUUUGUUACUCGCCACCCGACGCCGCACGCGCAGCGUCACGAUAUCUACGUGGCUCAGCCACAAUGUCAACGGUUGGCACUUAACAAUACCUUCGUCUUCGCUAUCCGACAACACCCAUCCAGUCCGGCAGGCGGACCGGGCAGCAACCCAGGAGGUACGAGCCCGGUGCCCUUCGCGCGGCCGGCCAGCGCCAUGAGCAUGACUAGCAGUAGUGCGGCGGGGUCAAAUCCGAGCUCAGCUACGGGCAGCAUCGCAGGCAAGAAGCCGGCAAAGCUGGCAAUCCAAACACCUGGCGGCAAGAUCCUGCGGCUCAUGCGGAAAGAGGAGCGCGUCGGCAGGUCCGGGAUCGGCGUGGGAGGCCGCAGCGCCGACGAGGAGGCCAGCGACGGCGGCACGUGGGAAACCAUCAUUAAGUGCUCCGAGCGCGGCGUCUGGCGCGGCCUGGUGCUCGCGGACCGGACAGCACGAUGGUGCGUGUUUGCAGAGUGGGUUUGCGUCUGA
Molecule: messenger RNA, 3663 nt
Organism: Daldinia childiae
Lineage: Eukaryota; Fungi; Ascomycota; Sordariomycetes; Xylariales; Hypoxylaceae
Product: cytokinesis protein 3
Exons: 2
Coding region: 1-3663 (1220 amino acids)
Molecular function (GO): protein binding
Source: RefSeq, a predicted model, not a curated record